Messenger RNA from Olea europaea var. sylvestris, 1514 nucleotides. Its product is annotated as probable 2-oxoglutarate-dependent dioxygenase At5g05600. The coding region runs from base 234 to 1316 and encodes 360 amino acids. Lineage: Eukaryota; Viridiplantae; Streptophyta; Magnoliopsida; Lamiales; Oleaceae. The transcript has 3 exons. The record is from RefSeq and is a predicted model, not a curated record.
UCACACAACAUGAUAUGCUGAUUUUGAUGUUCAUUUCACGUUUAUAAUCACCCUGAGUUUGAUUCAUAUCUCCCCUUUGCUGCAAAUUAAAGUACUUCUUUCGUUGUACUUGAGUUUUGUCGUUUACAUUGCCUUAACCCCUACGCCACCCUACCUACCCUACCCUACUCACCUCUUUCCCUCUCUCUAUAUAUUCAUCUGUAUAUCUAUACUUUCUAGUGUGUGAGGGAAAUAUGAGUAGCGUAGAGAGCUGGCCAGAACCAGUAGUCCGAGUUCAGCAUUUGCUGGACAGUGGGAUAAAAGAUAUCCCAGAAUGCUAUGUAAAAAAACCCUCUGAUAGACCAUCUUUGAUCACCGAAUCUGCCAUCAGUGAAAUGAAUAUUCCGGUGAUCGACCUCCAGGACUUGUUCUCAGACGACGACUUGCUCCGCCAGACAACCGCCAGUCUGGUGGACAGCGCCUGCCGUGAGUGGGGGUUCUUCCAGGUGGUGAACCACGGCGUCCACCACCAGCUGAUAGAGGCCACACGCGAGGCAUGGCGUGAAUUCUUCCAUCUCCCACUUGAGGAGAAACAAAAGUAUGCGAAUUCUCCUAGUACUUAUGAGGGGUAUGGGAGUCGACUUGGGGUGGAAAAAGGUGUUUCUUUGGAUUGGAGUGACUAUUUUUUCCUACAUUAUCUUCCCAUUUCUCUCAGGGAUGAGAGAAAAUGGCCUAAACUCCCGGUUUCAUGCAGGGAAUUGGUUGAAAAGUACAGCAAAGAAGUGGUUGAACUUGGUGGAAAACUGAUGAAAAUUUUCUCAACAAAUCUUGGGCUCAAAGAAAAUUACCUUCAAGAAGCAUUUGGAGGAAAUGAAAACAUUGGUGCAUGCUUAAGGGUAAAUUAUUACCCUAAAUGCCCACAACCAGGCCUUACAUUAGGGAUUUCACCGCAUUCUGACCCAGGUGGCAUGACCAUUUUGUUCCCGGACGAAAAUGUAUCAGGACUACAAGUACACCAUAAAAAUAACUGGGUUACUGUUAAACCACUUCCUAAUGCCUUCAUCGUCAACUUAGGAGAUCAGCUGCAGGUGCUCAGCAAUGCAAAUUAUAGAAGUGUGGAGCACAGAGUGAUAGUGAAUGCAGAGAAAGAGAGGGUUUCACUUGCUUAUUUUUACAAUCCAAGGGGUGACAUACCAAUAAAACCUGCAGAGAAGCUCAUCACGGAGGAUAAUGCCCCACUGUAUCCAUGCAUGACUUUUAAUGAAUACAGACUCUAUAUCAGGACUAGGGGUCCUCGUGGAAAGGCUCAAGUGGAAUUCCUAAAAUCCCCACAGUAAUAUGUAAUAUAAUAUAAUAUAAAUAUUUAUGUUGUUGUCUUUAUUUUUCAUGGUUAUGUAUGUUUUCUAUGUAAUGUAUUUCGAGUAUUAUGUUCUAAAGUGUUUAGUCUAAAUGCUCUAUCUUUUGAUUUAUGAAUCAUGAAACGACAGUGUUUUGAUAAUUUUGAAUUUUCCAUCAAGAAUAUAUUAACUUGUCUA